Eruca vesicaria subsp. sativa (arugula) is the source of this 474-nucleotide messenger RNA. NCBI's taxonomy places the organism in Eukaryota, Viridiplantae, Streptophyta, Magnoliopsida, Brassicales, Brassicaceae. The record is from the annotation of a GenBank genome assembly.
AUGUUUGGGACUUCUUGUCUUGAAACGCAAUGCAGAGAGGCCAAGGGUAAUAUGGGAACUUAUCGAUGGAUGGCUCCAGAGAUGAUCAAGGAGAAGCCUUACACUAGAAAAGUAGAUGUUUACAGCUUUGGCAUCGUUAUAUGGGAACUCACCACUGCCUUGCUUCCGUUCCAAGGGAUGACUCCCGUGCAAGCCGCGUUUGCAGUUGCUGAAAAGAACGAGAGACCGCCAUUACCGGCUAGCUGUCAGCCAGCGCUAGCUCACCUUAUCAAAAGGUGCUGGUCGGAGAACCCUUCGAAGCGACCGGACUUCUCAAACAUUGUGGCGGUGCUAGAUAAGUACGAGGAAUGUGUCAAAGAAGGACUGCCUUUAACGUCACACGCAAGCCUCACGAAGACCAAAAACGCGAUUCUUGAUCGCCUUAAAGGCUGCGUCUCAGCCAGCCACAAUCUUCGUUUUCCUCUGUUCCUGUAA